This is a messenger RNA of Cydia splendana, 1180 nucleotides long. RefSeq names its product nucleoporin Nup43 (gene Nup43). The transcript has 3 exons. Lineage: Eukaryota; Metazoa; Arthropoda; Insecta; Lepidoptera; Tortricidae. Gene Ontology annotation, molecular function: protein binding. The record is from RefSeq and is a predicted model, not a curated record. Bases 86 to 1126 code for a protein of 346 amino acids. Gene Ontology annotation, cellular component: nuclear pore outer ring.
ACCUCCAAAAACCGCGUCUCGUUUAGUUGUGAUUACAAAAAUAAUUAGAAAAUAAAUACAAAAUCCUAUCAUAUCCAUUUACAAUAUGCCUUUAGACGUCCAAGGCACAUUCGUAUCUCAAAAAAUCAACAAGGUGCGAUGGAUUCCCGAAGAAUACGUCGAAACGAAAUGCUUCUUUACCGGCAGUUGGGACGACGACGUGAAUUCCGUUAAAGUUUGGACCCUCGAAAGCCAGGAGGAUGAAGAAGUAGAAUAUCCCAAAUGUCUUUCAGAGUUCCCAGUGGAAGGAGAUGUUACUGAGAUUAAAUUUACAAGUAAAAACAGGAUAGCUGUGUCUACGUCCGAUGGAGACGUGAAGUUGUUAGAAAUCAGUAUGUACGAGAGAUCCCAGCCGUUGAAGGAGGUUUUUAAAUGGGAGAAGUUACACAAAUUUGGUGAAGACAGUUGCUGCUGUACGGCAGUGGCCACCAUGGACAGUGACAUAGCAUCGGUGGGUGAGGAUGGCAACAUUAACUUUCUGAACGGGCACCGAGGAGAUAUAGUCCGCACGGUCAACGGUGCUGAUAGCUGCUCGCUGCAUUCUGUGUGCUAUAUCAAGUAUCAUGAGAUUAUAACCGGCAACCUCCGCGGCCACAUGAAGAUCUGGGACUCCCGAUCCUCCGAAAACAAACCCACCGCCUCAUUCCUUCUCGCCGGAGACGACUUAGCAGCAACCUGCAUUGUCAGCCACCCGACACAACCUCACAUCAUACUUGCUGGCAGCGAAUCUGGCUCGCUAGCCAUAUGGGACUUACGUAUGAACUCAUUCCCUACUUCGCUGCUUAACGCUCACGCUGCAAGCGUUACAGAAAUGCAGUUCCAUCCAGUGAAUCCAUCAAAGUUGAUAUCGUGUUCGGUGUCCGGUGAGAUUUGGGAGUGGAAUAUGGAAGCGAUGAUCAAGACUACGAAAGGAGAGGAUAGCCAGGUCGCUACUUGGAUGCCUUUGGAGGAUAAGAACACUAUGGUGGUGAAUUCUUUGAUGCCUACGCUGCAUAAGGCUAUUAAUACGGUGCAUUGUGAUAGAGGGAAGAUAUUGUGCGGUGCGGACAAUGAAGCUGUGUAUCUUAUUAAUAAUUUUAAGUAUUAAUUAUUAAAUUUACGGUUGUUAAGAUUGGUUUUAUCCAUCUAAGGCUCAUGGACC